CAAUAAAACACUGCUUUCUCCUUUUUCAUUGCAGACACAGAUAAAAAGGAGUUUAGAAUUCAGUUAGAAAUGGCUGCUCUAGAGCAUUCUAAUUCUGUUGCACUAUCAAAGGUUGCAAUCUCCAACACUCACGGCGAGGACUCUCCUUACUAUGGUGGAUGGAAAGCAUACGACCAGAAUCCUUACAAUGAGUUGAGUAAUCCGUCUGGAGUCAUACAGAUGGGAUUAGCAGAAAAUCAAGUUAAGUAUGGAAACGAAACUACUGGAAACUCUCAAGUUAAGAUGGCAAGACAUUUUGAACUUAAUCUUGCUUUUGUAGUUGAUCUUCCUGCUGGAAAGCCUCUAGUAGGUUGUAAAUGGGUGUACAAGAUUAAAACUCGAUCUGAUGGUUCUGUGGAGCAUUACAAGGCUCGUUUGGUUGCUAAAGGCUUUACUCAGGAAUAUGGGAUUGAUUAUGAGGAAACCUUUGCACCUGUUGCUUGUCCUACUUCAGUUUGUAGUUUGAUUGCUAUUGUUGCUGCAAAAGGAUGGAAAUUGUUUCAGAUGGACGUGAAAAAUGCCUUCCUAAAUGGUGAUCUUGCAGAGGAAGUUUACAUGCAACCACCUCUUAGACUUGAGCAUCCUCCAAACAAAGUUUGUCGAUUGAAGCGAGCUCUGUAUGGUUUGAAACAAGCACCUCGAGCUUGGUUUGCCAAGUUUAGCACCACCAUUAAUCAGUUUGGUUUUACUUCUAAUCCUCAUGAUAUGGCAUUGUUCAUACACAAGACUAAUCAUGACUCUAAUGAUCGUAAAUUCACCACUGGAUAUUGUCUUUUUCUUGGUGAUUCCUUAAUCUCUUGGCGUAGUAAGAAGCAAACAAUUCCAUCACGUUCUAGCAUAGAGGUCGGAUAUCAAGCUCUUGGAGACACUACAUCAGAGUUACUUAACUUAUGUUGGCUACUAGAAGAUAUGGGUGUUCCUCAACCGCCUACUACUAAUCUUUAUUGUGACAAUCAAAGUGUCAUGCAGAUUGCUCAUAAUAAUGUCUUCCAUGAACGCACUAAACACAUUGAGGUUGAUUGUCACUUUGUUCACCAUUAUGUUGCACAAGGAACUAUUCAUUUGGUUUUCAUUGGCUCUGCUGGUCACGUAGCAGAUCUUUUCACCAAGGCUCAUUUUUUUGGACACUUUCAUGCUCUUCUUUCCAAACUCAAGUUGGUUUCAUCACAAUCACCUUGAGUUUGAGGGGGAUGUUAAGAUGUAAACACAUUUAUUAUAAAUAUUUUAUAUUUUA
Messenger RNA from Rubroshorea leprosula, 1273 nucleotides. NCBI's taxonomy places the organism in Eukaryota, Viridiplantae, Streptophyta, Magnoliopsida, Malvales, Dipterocarpaceae. The record is from the annotation of a GenBank genome assembly.